CCGUGUGCAGGUAGUUGUGAAACAUUUCAAAAUUUAUAGUUCGACCAAGCGGGUCGAACCCCCUCUUCGGGGAACCGAAAUAUUUUGACAGUUGUUUGCAAAAAGAACAACAUUAAAAAAUGACAACACUAACGUGGAUCGGUCACUUUUCGCGAUAAUGUCUCGUCGCCGUUGGUCGGAGUAAUUUUCUUCCCCCGCAGAAAUUUCGGAUUUUUUCCGCAUAAAACAGUCGUGAAAAUCAUGAUCGUUAACUAUCGUAUAAAGGAACGUACCGUGUAUCGCUUAGUGUGACUGCGUGCUCGCGCAAUUCGCGUCCUCAUUCGCCCCGGGGCUUUGAAAGUCGCUCCGAGAGAAACCGCAGCGAAAAUCGUUCCCAUUUCUCGAUCUGCGAUCCGAGUGUGGAAAUCAUGAAGUUGGUUCAUAAAAACAUUGACAAGGCCGGCGACGGGAGUGUGGUGUUGAUUCCCGAGGAACCGGAAGAUAUGUGGCAUGCGUACAACUUGAUCGCCGAAGGGGACCAGGUCCGCAGUAGCACCAUCCGGAAGGUUCAGAAUGAAACAUCCACGGGUUCCUCGUCGAGCAGUCGAGUGCGCACCACUCUUACCAUCCGGGUCGAGUCGAUCGAUUUCGAUACGCAGGCACAGGUCCUUCGCCUGAAGGGGCGCAACAUUGAGGAGAAUCAGUUUGUUAAGAUGGGUGCGUACCACACGCUGGAUCUGGAACUGAACCGCAAGUUCCAGCUCACCAAGCCGGAGUGGGACUCGAUUGCCAUCGAGCGAGUCGAGAUGGCCUGCGACGUCACACAGAGUGCCGAUGUGGCCGCCGUGAUCAUGCAGGAUGGGCUGGCUCACGUGUGUCUCAUCACGGCCAGUAUGACGCUGGUGCGCAGCAAAAUCGAUGUGUCCAUUCCGCGGAAGCGCAAGGGAAACGUCCAACAGCACGAGAAGGGGCUGGCCAAGUUCUACGAUGCCGUCAUCCAGGGCAUUAUCCGGCACGUGAACUUCGAGGUGGUCAAAUGUGUGCUGAUUGCGUCGCCGGGGUUCGUGAAGGACCAGUUCUUCGAGUACAUGUUCCAGCAGGCGGUCAAAACCGACAAUAAGGUGCUAUUAGAUAACAAAAGUAAAUUCAUGUUGGUUCACUCGUCGUCUGGUUUCAAGCACUCGUUGAAAGAAAUUCUCCAGGACCCGGCAGUGGUGGCCAAAAUGUCCGACACCAAGGCGGCCGGCGAGGUCAAAGCCCUCGAGCAGUUCUACACCACGCUCCAGUGCGAACCGGCCAAGGCCUUCUACGGCAAGAAGCACGUGAUCAAGGCGGCCGAUGGCCAAGCCAUCGAAACCCUUCUGAUUUCGGAUAAUCUCUUUCGAUGCCAAGAUGUCGCCACCAGGAAAGAGUACGUCCAGCUGGUUGAUUCGGUGCGAGAUUCCGGCGGCGAGGUCAAAAUCUUCUCCAGCAUGCACGUGUCCGGAGAGCAACUGGCCCAGCUCACCGGCGUUGCGGCAAUCCUUCGCUUCCCGAUGCCGGAACUCGAGGACAGCGAAGACGAACAGAGCGAUUCCGACUCGGAUUGAAGGGCCGGUCGUGAGUCGUAAUCCCCACUCUGGGCGCUUCUUAGGUAGCAAAAGUGUUUCAAGUUUUCGGUCGUUAUCGAUUGAUAGUAACAGUAAUUUAUUUCACCACACCCCGAACCACCUGUCCCACCCCAUACCGUGGAAAAGGAGCAUGGCCGUUUUUUGAGAUACCCAAGGAACUGAGAAAGGCUUAAGCCUCCCAACUAACUAACUGAGGAUAGAAGAAGAAGAAGAUGAAUCAUUUAUAGGAUAUAAAGCUUGCUCUACUCAUUUUACCCGAUACUGCGCAAAACGAAUCAAAUAUCAGGUUGAAUUUGGUAUGGUUGAUUGUACAUAUGCAUAUGCUGAAUGCGAUAUUUUUAUUUUAGUGACCAAAACUAUUAACUUAGUAAUAAAUGAUGCCAUAGCAUCUAAAAAAGGGA
Molecule: messenger RNA, 1990 nt
Organism: Aedes aegypti (yellow fever mosquito)
Lineage: Eukaryota; Metazoa; Arthropoda; Insecta; Diptera; Culicidae
Gene: pelo
Product: protein pelota
Exons: 7
Coding region: 408-1568 (386 amino acids)
Biological process (GO): nonfunctional rRNA decay; ribosome disassembly; RNA surveillance
Cellular component (GO): cytoplasm
Source: RefSeq, a predicted model, not a curated record